Messenger RNA from Cynoglossus semilaevis (tongue sole), 2170 nucleotides. It is a transcript of the gene eif2b5, whose product is annotated as eukaryotic translation initiation factor 2B, subunit 5 epsilon. Lineage: Eukaryota; Metazoa; Chordata; Actinopteri; Pleuronectiformes; Cynoglossidae. The record is from RefSeq and is a predicted model, not a curated record. The transcript is spliced from 15 exons. Gene Ontology annotation, molecular function: translation initiation factor activity; guanyl-nucleotide exchange factor activity; translation initiation factor binding. The coding region runs from base 77 to 2089 and encodes 670 amino acids. Gene Ontology annotation, cellular component: eukaryotic translation initiation factor 2B complex.
GUCGUUGCGUCUGACAACAGGACAGUGCAGCGUGUGAGUUGAUGUUGUUACUCUGUGACCGGAAACAGCUAGUGUUAUGGCCGGUAAAGGAGGAAAACAAAACCGCUCCGGCGCUGCUAUGUCAGCCGGUAAGGGGGCAGGAGGAGAAGACGAAGAAGACCAGCCACUGCAGGCGGUUUUAAUCGCUGACAGUUUUAACCGAAGGUUUUUUCCUGUGACCAAGGACCAGCCGCGGGUCCUGCUCCCUCUCGGUAACGUCGCUAUAAUCGACUACACGCUGGAGUUUCUCACAUCCACGGGUGUACAGGAGACGUUUGUCUUCUGCUCCUGGAUGGCCACGAAAAUCAGGGAUCACUUGCUGAAGUCCAAGUGGUGUCGACCCACCUCAUCCAAUAUAGUCCAUAUCAUCACUUCAGACCUGUACCGAUCUUUGGGAGAUGUUCUCAGAGAUGUGGAUGCAAAGAACCUCGUACGUUCAGACUUUGUUUUGGUUUAUGGGGAUGUCGUGUCCAAUGUGGACAUCAGCCAGGCACUGCAAGAGCACAGGCAUCGCCGAAAGACGGAGAAGAAUGUGUCGGUGAUGACUAUGAUCUUCAAAGAAUCAACACCAGGUCACAGGUCCCGCUGUGAGGAAGAUGACAUUGUUGUGGUCAAUGACAGGAGGAGUCAGAGGAUUUUACAUUACCAGAAGACCCAGGGAUUGAAAAAGUUACAGUUUCCUAUGAACAUGUUCCACAGCACAAGCGAUGAGUUUGAAAUCAGACACGACCUGCUCGACUCUCACAUCAGUAUAUGCUCUCCACAGGUUGCAGAGCUCUUCACUGAUAAUUUUGAUUAUCAGACAAGGGAUGACUUUGUCAGAGGAAUCCUAGUAAAUGAAGAGAUCUUGGGAAACCACAUACACAUGAACGUCAUCAACGAUGGCUACGGAGUCAGAGUGUCCAACCUCCUUAUGUACGACUCGGUGUCGUCGGACCUCGUGAGACGGUGGUUUUACCCACUCACUCCGGAGGCCAACUUCACGGACCAGAAGGAAUGGAGCUGCACUUACUCUCGUCACAACGUUUACAGAGGCACUGGUGUCAGUCUGGGCCACGGCAGCCAGAUGGAGGAGAACGUCCUCAUUGGCUGUAAUACCAGCAUUGGGGCAAACUGCCGCAUUUCCCACAGUGUGAUCGGUAACAACUGCACCAUCGGAGAUAAUGUCAACCUAAACCAUGCUUACAUCUGGAGUAACGUUCACAUUGACAGUAAUGUGACUGUCAGUCAGUCUGUGCUCUGUGACAACACGGUGGUCAAAGAAAAUGUGACACUGAAUAAGCAGUGCGUCCUUGCCUACAAUGUGGUGAUCGGACCAAACUUCUCUCUUCCUGAGGGCACUGUCGUGUCCAUGCAUCACCCAGAACAGGAGGAAGAGGAUGAUGAUGAUGAUGAAUUCUUAAGUGAUGAUGCUGAUAUUGGUGAAAGUAAAGGAAAAAACAAACAAAAAGUUUUUAAUCCAGCAGAGGUUGGCGCAGAAGGACAAGGCCACAUUUGGAAGGCAAGCAACCUAGACGAUACUGAAGACGAGGAGCUGUCACAGUGUCUCUGGGGGUUAGUGUUAAACCCUGAACUUGAGAGUGACAGUGAGGAUAGCGAGCCUGAUGGCCAAGAUGAUCCUCAAAUUCCGUCACCGGAGAUGGACGACGUUAAAGGUGAGAGAGUUGGCCAAGAUAUUUAUUUAAAUUUGUUUAAACAUGAACCAGUCAUCAUAAUUCGUUCACUUUGCACUGAGAUUGCUGUGCUCAUGCCGUUACUGAAAAAGUGGUCUCCAGUGUUUAAGAACUAUGUGAAGAGAGCACAGGAUUAUCUGGAAUGUUUGUGUGCUUUCGAAGAAUUCUUUCUGGAGCAGGAGAAUUACUGGGCCGCCAUGGCUAAGGUCCUGAUGGAAAUGUACCAGCUGGAGGUCCUGGAGGAGGAGAUGAUACUUAGGUGGUUUUCCCAGGGAACGACUACAGAUAACAGCAGACGGCUCCGCAAAAACCAAGGGCUUCAGAAGUUGAUUAAGUGGCUAGAGGAGGCAGAGGAGUCAUCGGACGAGGGAAACUAAGAAGGAGCGUAAAGAAAAGGCGGAAGAAUAUUCACUAAAGCCUUUAAGAGUUUGUGUGAAUAAUAAUAAUAAAAAAAAAAA